GGGUGAGGCCGAGAUGACAAUGAUGCUCGGUCAAUUGGGGAGCAGAGGGGCGAGUGCUCGCUAGCUGCCGGAGCCAAGCAGCUUUACUCCGGGCUUUAAUGUGAAAAUGGUUCGCAGCCACUGACCAGCUCCUGACUGGACUCCAUUGCUUGAAGCGGCUCUCAUUCUCCAUAAGACAAGGGAAAGCUGAAGGACAAGAGACAGUGGCCCCGCUUUAUCCUCUCUGAAAUCUAACAGUCUGUGCAGUCUGGUCCCAUGAUGCCGUCCAAUACCAACACAGCCCCUGCCCUCGAAGAAGGAGUUGAGACCCAGAUGAAUGAUGAGCAGCCAGAGAAAAAUAGAAACAAGGAGAAAAGACGAGGCAGGCCAGGGAGAAAACGCAAGCAAACAAUGGUCUUCUCCUUUCUCUGGCACCGGGCCAGCUGCGUUCAAGAUAACCGUGUCUACAUGCGGCCGAGCCAGCAGUCCUUAAAGGGACCGCUGGAGGCCGCCACCAUAAAGGUGGACAUCAAUGAAGCUUCCAGUGAAAUGGUGACAGCCCCAAAGUGCCAAUCUUCCCAGCAGUCAUCAUCACAGGUACACAACGGAGAGGUGGAAAGCAACCAGCAAGCUAUUGGCAACUCCCAGCAGUUUGGAGAAAGGAGUGUUCCUGAAAAUGGUGACCGUGGAAAAACUGUCCCUCAGGCUCAGAACUUGAAAGAUCAAGAGUCCAAUGAAGAAAGCACAAGUCUUGAUGGAGAAAUUAAAAUAGAUUUAGAGAUGGAGAAUGGAUGUUAUACCCUGAAAGAUGGACAGGAUUCUGAAAAAGGAGAAAAUGACAAGGUAUCAUCCAAUCUCAGAAAGAAACACAAAAAGCGGCAAUUGGAAGCUGCUGAAAAAGGAUCUGACGAAGACACCACAUCCACACAGGAAUCAGUAAAAAUCGAGGGAACAAGGGGGCGACGCCGUGGCCAGUCAGGGUGGGAGAAUAGUCUGCGUCAGAGACCAAUGCCACGAAUAACGUUCCAGGCUGGUGAUCCCUAUUAUAUCAGCAAAAGGAAGAGAGAUGAGUGGCUGGCAAAAUGGAAGAAGGAGAACACCCAUUCAACGAAAAGCUUUCCAAGGGAUUCAAACAGCAAACUGUUUUGUCGGCUAACAUCAGAGUCUCUCACCUCCAUGUAUACUUCUCCCACUAUGAGGGUGAGUAAAAAGGCUACAGACCCCACUGAUGCUUCUCACUUGAAUACCACUACAUUGCUUAGCCAAGAGGAAGCACUCCUACCAUGGGGUGAUAUGGAAAGAAUAUCAUAUUUUCCCCGAAGUGGGAAUCUUUACCCCCUCCUGCAAACUGAGGCUGAGAAAAGGGCAAAACUCGUGGCUGUGAUGAAUGCCCAGGAAGAGAGCCCGGCUCAGAAAGAGAAGGAAACAAGCACAAUCACUUCACUGCAGUCCUCUGAUCCAACACCUUCCAGCAUUUCAACAAGUCCAGAACCAACAGUUAUUACAAAUGAAGCUGCUGAGAAGAAUGAGGAAGCAGAGUAUGAAGAUGGACGUGGAUUUGGCAUUGGUGAGCUGGUGUGGGGGAAACUAAGGGGAUUCUCCUGGUGGCCUGGUCGCAUUGUGUCCUGGUGGAUGACUAGCCGAAGUCGGGCAGCCGAAGGAACACGUUGGGUGAUGUGGUUUGGAGAUGGAAAAUUUUCUGUUGUCUGUGUAGAAAAGCUGAUGCCUUUGAGUUCUUUUUCUACUGCCUUUCACCAGCCAACAUAUAGCAAACAGCCUAUGUAUAGGAAAGCAAUUUUUGAAGUCUUACAGGUGGCAAGCAACAGAGCAGGAAAACUCUUUCCAACACAUUCUGGGAAUGAUGAGUUAGAUACUGCCAAAAAUGUGGAAGCCCAAACCAAACAGAUGAUCGAAUGGGCUUUGGAAGGAUUUCUCCCUUUGGGGCCAAAGAGUUUGGAACCACCAGAAGAAGAACGAAAUCCUUACAAAGAGGUUUAUACAGAAAGUUGGGUGGAGCCUGAAGCUGCUGUUUAUCCUCCCCCUCCCCCGGCCAAAAAAGCAAGAAGAAGCACAGAGAAGCUAAAAGUCAAAGAAAUCAUAGAUGAACAAACUAGAGAGAGGCUAGUCUAUGAUGUGAGACAAAAUAGCAGAAAUAUUGAAGAUAUCUGCCUUGCCUGUGGAAGUCAACAUAUUUCUCUUGAGCACCCUCUCUUUAUUGGAGGCAUGUGCCAGAAUUGUAAGGGCUUACGGCAAGUUAAAACUGGGAAUUGCUUCUUGGAGUGUGCAUACCAAUACGAUGAUGACGGUUACCAGUCCUACUGUACCAUCUGCUGUGGGGGCAGGGAGGUACUCAUGUGCGGAAACAAUAAUUGUUGCAGGUGUUUCUGUGUGGAAUGUGUGGACCUAUUGGUUGGACCUGGUGCUGCUCAGGCAGCCAUUAAAGAAGACCCCUGGAACUGUUAUAUGUGCAAUCAUAAAGGAAUCUUUGGACUGCUAAGGCGGAGAGAGGAUUGGCCAGUCCGGCUCCAACAGUUUUUUGCUAAUAACCAUGACCAGGAAUUUGACCCACCAAAGUUGUUUGCACCCAUUGCUGCUGAGAAGAGAAAACCUGUUCGAGUCCUGUCACUUUUUGAUGGCAUAGCCACAGGACUCCUGGUGCUAAGGGAUCUGGGGAUCCAAGUGGAACGUUACAUUGCUUCGGAAGUCUGUGAUGAUUCUAUCACAGUGGGUAUGGUCCGGCACCAGGGGAAGAUCAUGUAUGUGGGAGAUGUUCGAAAUGUUACUCGCAAACAUCUACUAGAGUGGGGACCAUUUGACCUGGUGAUUGGUGGAAGCCCCUGCAAUGAUUUGUCCAUAGUGAAUCCUGCCAGGAAAGGACUUUAUGAGGGCACAGGCCGCCUGUUUUUUGAGUUCUACCGUCUUCUCCAUGAAACAAGGCCGAAAGAAGGAGACAACAGACCAUUCUUCUGGUUGUUUGAAAACGUGGUGGCAAUGGGAGUUAGUGAUAAGAGAGAUAUCUCCCGCUUUCUGGAGUGUAAUCCUGUGAUGAUUGAUGCCAAGGAAGUCUCUGCUGCCCAUCGAGCCCGGUACUUCUGGGGUAACCUUCCUGGUAUGAACAGAGCUCCAACCGGUGAUACUUGGACGAGGAUGCCCUGCACAAUACUGGAAGACAUACCAAAAGGAAGAGAUAGAUUGGCAAAUGCAAGAAAAUAUCCAUCAUUAUUGCUUAGACCAUUGGUUGCCAUGUAUAAUGAUAAGCUUGACCUUCAAACAUGUCUGGAGCACGGCAGGACAGCAAAGUUCAACAAAGUGCGAACCAUCACCACUAGAUCUAAUUCUGUCAAGCAGGGCAAAGACCAGCAUUUCCCAGUCCUAAUGAAUGAGAAGGAAGACAUUCUCUGGUGCACUGAAAUGGAAAGGGUGUUUGGUUUCCCGGUCCAUUACACAGAUGUCUCCAAUAUGAGCCGCCUUGCCCGACAAAGACUUCUCGGGAGAUCCUGGAGUGUUCCUGUCAUACGUCACCUGUUUGCACCACUGAAAGAAUAUUUUGCCUGUGUUUGAAAACAAAGAAGAAAAGGAACUUAUUAAAAGAAAGGAAAGAAAUUAAUUUACUCCAAGGAAAAAGAAGUCACAUUCUGUUAGAUGUUACUUAAUUUCACUAUUUUAAAUGUCAUUCUUUUUAUCCUAUUUAAUUUUUUAAAUGUUUUUAAUUUCAGCUAUUUUAAUGGGUAAUUUUGUAAUUAUUGUUUAUGUUGUGUUCAAGCUGUACUUGAGAUGAGGCUGUUCAAUCCUUUGCAGCACUGGGAAAAUGACAAUUUUGCCUUGUGUAGGUGGAUAGGAGCAGCAAGAAGAAGCUGGAUUUGAACAGAGCCUGGAACAUCAAGUCAGCCAGCUGAGCCUUGCCUUACCAGCACCAUUUCUGGUAUCUAUCUCGAGCAAAAAAAUCAACGCUACAUACAAAUAUUAUACAAUACUUCAGGUGCCUCCAACCAGAAACCAUGAAGAAACAGUAUAUCAGCUGCCAGUACCUCUCAUUUACAAUACACUGAUAGUUGUUCGAAAAAGGUACUACUGUGCAACAAUUUCUGCAAUGGUGCUUUUACAAAAGGUGAUUGAAAACAUCAGCUCUGAUGUUGCCUUACCGUUUACAAGAGGCAGAAUUGUAAAAUAAUCAGGAAAGAGCAACAUUUAAUGUUGUUAAGGUGGUCUUUAGUGGCUUGAGUGUGAAAAUGUAGUAACGUUUUCAUUUUCUCAAGAAGUCACUUUUAAGGACUUUUGCCAUGACUGUAAUUUUUCUAUCAUGUUUGUACAAUAAGAAAAAAUAUAUAACAGAAAAUGGUGCUUUUUUCUUAAGCUUUCAUCCUUGGGCUAAGGCCUGGUGCUUAACUUAACAGGUCACUUAUAGGCAGCACAAAUAGCCAGCCAACAUGCAGUGAUGUGUUUGGUCAUCCAAAACUAAAUGACAGGCUGCAGUUUUUUACUGAAGGACUGAUGAAUUUUUUACAUCUGUGUUUUCCUUUAAUUUUGGUUGAUUUUUUUAAAAUUACCUAAGGGGUCUCUUUUAUACCAGGAAAUACCCCUCCUUGUAGCUGCAUAUAAUCAGGUACAAGUCAAUACAGUGCAGCUUGAUGGUGUAAUUUUGCCUCUCUUUUUUUCCUUUGUUCCCAUUUCCUUCCUUAUCCUUUAGCCUUUUUUUUUGUUAAUCUACAUUUUUUUGUUGUUUAUAAGUUGUUUAUGCGAAUCGUAUUUCUGCUGUCAGUACUUGAUCAAACGCAACCAUCAGUUUUCCUUGAAGCAGUUGUCGAUUCAUAUGGUGCUACACUUUUUUUUCUGAAAUAUUGAAAGAAAUCUGCUAUCUUGACAAUGAUUUAUUAAGUUCUCAUAGUCAAGGAAAAGCACUAUUAUUUUACUCUUUUAAGAAAAGAAAAAGGCAUUUUAACUUUGUACUUGAAAAGAAAAAAAAAUCAGUUUCAUGUGUUUUAGCCUAGACAGUGCCGUAGUUGGUGCUUAUUUGUGGGAAUCAUGUAUUCAUAUUGAAGACAAUGUAGUAAAUUUGCUAAUACUUUUACUGUUACAUAUGUAUUUGCUUGAUCCCCAGCAGCAGUGCAUUUUCUUUCCACAUUCCACACAGCAAACAGUAUUUCUUUGGUUUUAUUUCUUCAUUUUACUGUCAUUAUAACUUUGAUAAUAUUUAUUGAUGAUAAUGUGCAUUUCAAGAGAUUUCACUGAAGAUUGUAUUUCAGUGAAUAUUGUAUUACAGUGUAUUGCUCGUGACAUAGCUGUUUAUGGAAAGGUCAGUAUGUGGAGCAGCUGUAGCAGUCAACCUCCACCCCAUUUUCAAAGCCCAAAAUGCUCCUUUCUGAUGUACUUGUGCUGGAGAACACUUGAAUAAAUGUAUUGGUUUUUUUGUGCAAAGUGUACACGGUUGUGUAUCGGCUUGUUGUGUAUUCUUUUGUUCUUCUCGUAUAUUGUUUCUAUCUACUGUAGAUCCAGUUGGCUGACAUCUAGGGGAAAUAAAAUCACGCCUUUGUGUGACCUGGUUCCCUUAAAUUAAUCAGUUAGUUGAGUAGGACGUUUGCUGCUGAGGAGCAAAAAGAAAAUUCCAGAAGUUUUAUUCAGAAACAGCUUAUUAUAUUGGCACACUAGGAAAAAUGUUUCUAGUACUGUAUGUGAACAUUUUCAGACUCCAAAUAUUUCCAUUUUUCAUGUGAUGAAGGAACUCUGCUGUCCUGAAAGCUAAUGUAUUUCAGAUAUGUGCAUCUGAUCCAUAAAUGGAAUCAAAUGCAACAUUUUGGCAAAUUUACUCAGAAACCAACUCUCUGCCUAGUGUUUUAAACUGUGUGCUGCUGUGCUGUGGGGAAAUGAAGCUUGUAACACUGCAGUUUUUUCACCACAUGGGUGGCCACACUUAGCUGCCUCCUUGCUUACCUGCUGACUUCAUUGUGGACAUGUUUCCCAGUACAAAUGGUCCCAGGUGCGUCACAUUAUCCAGAGUACUGAGUUACAAAGUGCUGAUUUUAUUAGAUAAUACACUUGUUGCACAAUCAACAUAAAAUUAAAGAAUGAAAUGUUAAAGAUGACCUGUGGGGGCUGUUGUGGCGCAGUGGUCCAGGUUCAAGACCCACCUGCCCCUGAGAUGUGUCAUGACAUGUCCAAAAAGUUUCAUGAAAGAUAAUGAUUGAAGAUGACCUGUGCAAAUCUGUUCCUUUCGGAGCAGCGUUAGCCUAUAGUUGGGGAAGCACUUUUUAACUGGUAACAACUUGAAGGACUAAAAAGCUCUUUGUUUUCCCUCCUCUUCUACAGCAUCCAAUUUUGUCAGAAGGGAAUGUUUAUGCCAAUAAGACUAAGAGCUUCUUGUAAAAUCUGUAUCCAAAUAACAUCCCAAUUAGAACAAUUAGUUCAGAUUAGUAACUAAUUACGAAUACUUAUUAAGUUUAAAAAAAUGUAGGGCUGGGGUAACUCUUGAAACUCCAGUAGCCAGCAGAUAUAAGGCCCCACCCCCUUAAUGAUAUAUUUUUCUAUUUAUAUUCUCUCCCAAUUUUUACCAUUUUUCCCUAACAUGACUGCUCGCCUCAGUGCUGUUUUUCUUCAGCCAGGACAGUGGAGAGCUCCAAGCUGUGACCUCCUUCAUACAUUAUACCACUGUUUCUUUAUCUUCAACUAAUAGAAAAAGUGCAAUUAUCUGGAAUUAGCAGGUACUAGUCCUGUAGUAAAAUUUAAAAAUUCUUUAGGGCAUUUUAUGAGCUGCCAGUUAAAAAUGAACGAAAUGAUCCCAAUUUAAGGAAGCAGACUUAAGCAAUACAAAUGAUAUUAACUUUAACUUGCAGUUUCUGCAUUUUAGUGUGCUGCAAACAUCAUAGUGUUUUGUUAACCAGCAGCAUAUAUCUAACUCAUAACAGAUAAAGCAGCCUAUUUGCUGCAAUGCUUAAAUAUUUGUCAGAGAGCAAAUCUGAAGGAAAGCUUUCUUUGCUUGUGACUGGACUGCUCAUUAAGGAAUUUUUGAACCGCAUUAAACUCCAGUUGAAUAGAGAAAAAAAAGGAGAAAACCUGACCCAUUCAAGUUUCCCUUCUGCUGCGUGAUCCUAGCACAGCAACUCUCCACAGCUUGGAACUUUCCAUGCCUCUCCACUGAAGAAUAAAGCAUAAUGGUGCUAAAGGGUGGCAACUGUAAGGAUCUAACGGGGGGAAAGAGGUACAAAAUAUUUUUUUAAAUGCUUAAAAACGUACUCAGUACAUAAAAAUCUAGCUGUGAUAAAUUUGGAGUCCAUUCUGGAGCACAUUGUAUCACACCAGGGUUAAUGGCAACUCCAGUGCACAGAAAAACUAUCUUAAAGGGGCACUGAUGUCACAAAAAAGUAUUUUGAGAAAACUUUUUUUGUUUACGAACUCAUAAUGCAAUUAUGUUAAUUGUUCAAAAAAAUCACUGAAUCAGUCAUUCAUGAUAUCAUCAUGAUUCAAAAUGGUGCAUGCCUAUUUCUUUCUCGCCAAACAAAAAAGGUUUGCCAAACACUUUUUCAUGAAAACAGUAUCCCUUUAAAUAUUAAAAUGAGGUAUUCUCUCAUCUCUUUCCUUUAAUAUAUAUAUAUCCACACCCAUCAUUGAUAUUAUGGUUAUAUAAGGUGUAACCCUGCUAUGUGACUGUUACUGUAAGGAUGGUUAAUGUAACUGCUCAAAAUUUAUACUGGUACAUUUAUUUGUGACUGUAUGUCUGUUAAACCUCAAUAAAAUGUUAUACAAAAUUG
This is a messenger RNA of Stegostoma tigrinum, 7721 nucleotides long. It is a transcript of the gene dnmt3ab, whose product is annotated as DNA (cytosine-5-)-methyltransferase 3 alpha b. Gene Ontology annotation, molecular function: S-adenosylmethionine-dependent methyltransferase activity. The coding region runs from base 256 to 3540 and encodes 1094 amino acids. NCBI's taxonomy places the organism in Eukaryota, Metazoa, Chordata, Chondrichthyes, Orectolobiformes, Stegostomatidae. Gene Ontology annotation, cellular component: cytoplasm; nucleus. Gene Ontology annotation, biological process: negative regulation of DNA-templated transcription. The transcript has 28 exons. The record is from RefSeq and is a predicted model, not a curated record.